AUGGAAUCCCAAUAUCUCGAUAAUAUUAUUUUGGAGAGAGAAUAUGAACAUUUAAUUAGCCGUUUUAAUUUGACGUCGCGACGCAUGAUUUUUCGCUUUAGAGAAUACGAUGGAUUGCAGGACCCUCUUGAAUGGUUAACAGCAGGGAUUGAAUCUUUAAUUACACAUGGAAUGCGGGGAUUUGACGAGAAUGAUAGAGUUGGAAUGGUUUUUCACAACGCAGAGUUUCCGGAUAGGCCUUUAGCAAUUUCUUUGAGGAAAAGAAGCCAGCUGACGUCUACUGUCAUUCUCGAUACCCUGGGGAUUGUGCUGCAAAGCAAUUCCAGUUUUUUCACCAAUAAUGAACUAACUUUGUCCAUCGACAGGGUACAGAUCCCCGCAGGGCGUGGAAGAGUUUCUUUGAAAGGAGCAACAUUCGACGAGUUCUGCAGGAAAAAACACGGUAUCGUAAUUAUUAAUAAUGAUGAUAAUUAUUGUUUAGCUUAUGCUCUAGCGUUGGGUAUAGCUUAUCGUAGCGAUAUUACUGAUUUUAAAAAUCUUAAAUCAAAACCUAAUCUUUUAAAACAACGCGGUAGAGAAUUAUCUAGGGCUGCUAACGUGGAUCUCUCAAAUGGAGGGAGUCUUGAAGACGUUAAACGUUUUCAAGAUUUUUUAAAAGAAGAUUUUACGAUUGUUGUGUACAAUAAUAGAAGGGGUAGUGAAACAUAUUUUAAGGGAGAGCCCAAAGACACGCGUAAAACAAUAAAUUUAAUUUUAGAAAAUAACCAUUAUAAUCUGAUUUUAAGCCUAACUAGUGCCUUCAGCACUGGAUACUUUUGCGAAGGGUGCAAAAAACGUUAUAGUAAUAAAACAGGUCACUUUAAAUGUCCUUAUACAUGUCCACAUUGUCAUAGUUCUCCGCCCUGUAGGUCUGAUGUAGAAGAGAUAACGUGUGAAGAUUGUAAGCGGACAUUUAGAGGUAUUGCGUGUUUAAAUAUACAUAAGGAGAAACUUUGUUCAAAACUGCAUAGAUGUUUAAAAUGUUUAAAUAGUUACUGGACUAAGAAUAAGCAUAAAUGCGGCGACAAAUAUUGCCGUACGUGUUUAUGCUUUAAACCUAUUAGGCACGAUUGUUACAUGCAACCAAAUGUUAUAAGUGAUAAAACUAAAAAAUCGCUUGACAACGAUUUUUUGUUUGCCUUUUAUGACUUUGAAUGUAUGCAAGAAAAGGAAGUAUCCAGUAAUAUAUUUUUACAUGAACCAAACUUGUGUGUGGUUCAACAAGUAUGCUCCGAGUGUAUAUCGAAUGAAAAUAUAGACCUGGAUUGUAGCAAAUGUGGUAAGCGAAAACAUAUUUUUUCAGAAGACCCUGUUGAGUCACUUUUGAAUUAUCUACACGAAUUCGAAAAGAAAAAAUUUAAUGUUUUUGCUUUGGCACAUAACAUGAAAGGUUACGAUGGUUGUUUCAUAACGAAACAAAUUUUCAAACAUGUUAACAGAUGGAACCCGAAAAUCAUAAGAAAUGGCUGCAAAUUUGUUUCGAUUACAUGCAAUAAAAUUAAAUUUAUUGAUAGCCUGAAUUAUAUGCCCCUGCCAUUAAAUAAACUUCCAAGUGCAUUUAAAUUUGAUGAAGCCAAGGGAUACUUUCCGCACUUAUUUAAUAGAACGGAGAAUAGUAAUUAUGUAGGCCCCUUACCCGAUGCUUCUUUUUAUAUGCCAGAAUCAAUGACCUUAGAGGCGCGAGAUAAUUUUUUUGAAUGGUAUAAUGAGCAAAAAUCAAAUAAUGUAGUGUUUAAUUUUAAAAACGAAUUAAUUAAAUAUUGUAUUCUAGAUGUUGAUAUUUUACGGAAAUCGUGUAUUAAAUUUCGAGAAUGUUUUAUUGAAGCUACAAAUAUUGAUCCUUUUCAAGAAGCAACCACCAUAGCCAGCGUAUGCAAUAAGGUAUUUAGGAGAAACUUUCUACAGCCUAAUACCAUAGGCAUUAUUCCGACUAAUGGAUAUAGGCUGAAAGAUAAAUCUUCGCAAAUAUCGCUUAAGUGGUUGUACCUGCAAGAAUCUUUAUUUCCGGGUAUUAAACACGCGGGUAAUAGUCAGGAAAUCCGACUUAAAGAGGAUCUGUUAGUUGAUGGUUUUUGUGCGACUACUAACACGGUAUUCGAGUUUGAUGGCUGCUAUUUUCAUGGUUGUGAAAAAUGUUUUCCUCAGCAGACAACCUCUUUUAAAAAUUCCACACCCAAAAAUCAGCAAAUGUUUUUAAGACUCGAGGCAACCAAAGCCAAGCACGAAAGAAUUAAAAAAGCUGGGUAUAAUUUGGUAAAUAUUUGGGAGUGUGAAUUUCUAAAAAUGUUGAAAACUGAUGAAGGCAUUAGAACGCAUGUUAAUAAUAACUAUAUAAAAUACCUCCAGCCGCCAUUAAAUCCUCGGGAUAGCUUCUUCGGUGGUCGCACAAAUGCCGUGAAACUUCACCAUAAAAUAUCAAACACAGGUGAUGAAAAAAUCUGCUACUACGAUGUUUGUUCCUUAUAUCCUUAUAUAAAUAAGUACAAAAAAUAUCCCAUUGGUCGUCCUGAAAUUCAUAUCGGUGACGAAAAAUGCAGAAAAUUACCUCUGGAUACGGUAGAAGGUAUUAUUAACUGCUCAGUUCUUCCUCCUCGAUCUUUAUAUCAUCCUGUACUACCGUAUAAAUGUAACAAUAAACUUAUGUUCCCCUUAUGUAGAGCUUGUGUAGAGUCAUUGUACCAGGGAAAAUGUCUGCAUACAGAAGAGGAGCGUAAGUUUACUGGUACUUUCGUUGCCGAUGAAUUAAGAAAAGCGAUUUCAUUAAAUUAUAAAAUACUGGAAAUUUACGAGGUAUGGGAAUAUAAAGUCACUAAAUUCGACCGCAAAACUAAGUCUGGGGGCCUUUUCUCAAAAUAUGUCGAUACAUUUUUAAAAAUUAAGCAAGAGUGUAGUGGCUGGCCUAACUGGUGCACUACGGAGGAAUUGAAAGACGCUUAUAUUCAAGCAUAUUUUGACCAUGAGGGCAUUAAACUAGAUAAAGAAAAAAUAUGUUAUAAUCCGGGCAUGCGUUUUAUUGCAAAAUUAAUGUUAAAUAGUUUUUGGGGUAAAUUCGGGCAGCGAGAGAACUUGAUGCAAACAUCAGUAAUCACUGAACCCCAUGAACUAUUUGACAUGUUAACAGACCCUUCUGUUAUUGUUAAUAAUAUGAUAAUUGUUAGUGAUGAAAUGCUUCUUAUGUGCUGGACUAAGCAGGAAGAAGCCGUUUCACCAUUAUCAACUGUUAAUGUAGCAAUAGCAGCAUACACCACGGCUAUGGCGCGCUUGGAGCUUUACUCAUAUCUAGAAAAACUUGAUAGACGAGUACUUUACUUUGAUACAGAUAGUAUUAUAUUCACGCAUAAAGAGGGUGAGUGGAUGCCCGACGUAGGCGACUAUUUAGGUAUGUUAACAGACGAAGUAGCUGAAUACGGCCCUGGUAGUAAAAUUACGGAGUUUGUUAGCGGUGGGCCCAAAAAUUACGCUUAUAGAGUUUAUAUCGCGGAUAAAAAAGAAUAUAAGUCUAUAUGCAAAGUAAAGGGAAUUACUCUUAACUCAAAAAAUAGUGAAUCGGUGAAUUUUGAGACAUUAAAAGCCAUGGUGUGUGAUAAUGCUGAUCCUACAUAUGUCCACAACACCCGUAAAAUCUGUAUUACGGCUGAUUAUGACGUAAUAUCGCGAUCAGAGUCGAAAAUUUAUAGGAUUGGCUAUACAAAACGGCGGAGGAUAGAUAAUUACGAUACCGUUCCGUAUGGCUUCCUAGAAGAAGAACAAUCUGACUAUAAUCAUACCAUUGAUGAUGGCGAUAGAGAGAUGGACCUACAAGUUAAUGCAGAAGAAGAUAUUCCUUAUUUUAUGGACGGAUGGACGUUAUAA
Molecule: messenger RNA, 3891 nt
Organism: Brassicogethes aeneus
Lineage: Eukaryota; Metazoa; Arthropoda; Insecta; Coleoptera; Nitidulidae
Source: the annotation of a GenBank genome assembly